AAAGACCUGACUACAUACAUAUUCACUCUUCAAAGCCAUUUCUUGCGAUCUCUCAUUCUACUCAGUCGCACCAACAUCCCUACUCGUCGCAUACUGGGACGAGCAAAGCAGAGACGACGAGAAUGGCCGCGGCGCAACAGUACUACGAACUCUACAGAGGCAGCAGUAUUGGCGAGGCGCUUAUUGACACGAUCGAUGACCUGAUAAACGAUGGCCGAAUCGAACCUCAGCUGGCAAUGAAGAUUCUCGCCAAUUUCGAUCGCUCUAUAGCCGAAACGCUUGCCGAGAAGGUCAAGUCAAGACUCACAUUCAAGGGACAUCUGGAAACAUACCGAUUUUGCGACGAUGUUUGGACAUUCCUGGUCAAGAACGUAAAGUUCAAGAGCGAUGGCGGUCAAGAAUUCCAUGCGGACAAAGUUAAGAUUGUGAGCUGCAACUCCAAGAAGCCCGGGGAGCCGUAGUAGUUUUGUGGCUAUCAGAGAUGGGUGAGAAUCGUCAACGCUUGGUGUUGGAUUUGAGCGGCGACAGGCGGCGACAUUGACCAUAUGGCUAUAUGUGGACCUUCAGUCGCAACUUGACGAAAUUGGAAUGGGUUUGCACCGGCGCUGGUGGUUUUGUUAUUGAUACACGCGGGCACGAAGUGUGCUGGCCCUAUGAUACCCAAGAACUGGCAUAUUGCGAAAAGAUCUCGCAGGCAGGCUGUGGAAAAUACACCAGAUUUCAUGACAAAUAUAGAGAGAUCCAUGCUUAGUA
Molecule: messenger RNA, 753 nt
Organism: Exophiala xenobiotica
Lineage: Eukaryota; Fungi; Ascomycota; Eurotiomycetes; Chaetothyriales; Herpotrichiellaceae
Product: transcription initiation factor IIA subunit 2
Exons: 3
Coding region: 123-461 (112 amino acids)
Biological process (GO): RNA polymerase II preinitiation complex assembly; transcription initiation at RNA polymerase II promoter
Cellular component (GO): transcription factor TFIIA complex
Molecular function (GO): TBP-class protein binding; RNA polymerase II general transcription initiation factor activity
Source: RefSeq, a predicted model, not a curated record